This is a messenger RNA of Eufriesea mexicana, 2757 nucleotides long. RefSeq names its product ABC transporter G family member 20. Gene Ontology annotation, molecular function: ATP hydrolysis activity; ATP binding; ABC-type transporter activity. The record is from RefSeq and is a predicted model, not a curated record. Gene Ontology annotation, cellular component: membrane. NCBI's taxonomy places the organism in Eukaryota, Metazoa, Arthropoda, Insecta, Hymenoptera, Apidae. The coding region runs from base 671 to 2734 and encodes 687 amino acids. The transcript has 15 exons.
AGAGGGAACAGCGACCAACGGCAGUCAAGUGUUCGACGGUGCGACGAUCGGACGUUGAGUAAAAUUUGGCAUACACGGAAAUGCGUCUUAACCCACUAUCAAUUCUGUCAUGACACACACAUCCGCGAGACCAUUUAGGGAUUCGGUAAUCGAUCGUUAGCAAUCUUUAGGCGACAGUCAGCUUCGAGCUAUCACCGCAACAACAAUAUUUCGUGUGUGUCGUGAAACUGGAUGUAACGGACAAUACUACAUUAUCGAUAUAUUUCGUUGACGUUUCGUUUCGCGCGAAAAAGCACCGGCAUACGUGUGACGGGAGAAAAGGUUAGAUUCGUGCAGCGAAGAGAAAAGUGUUCGGUGAAGAAACUCGAGAAAGUUGCCUAUACGAAGAGAAACACUUGAGAGAUAAGAGGCGAAGAAGUCGUGAAUCUCGUGUGAAUCUUAUUGUCACGUUAUUUUGUGGUAUUUUUAACGUUCUUCGUAGUUCCCGUGUUCGAUUUAUUGGUGUAUACUAAGGCAGUUGAUCAUUAUCGAUUACUGUAACGGUUGAAAGACUCGAUAAAUCUCGAGGUGCAUUGACAUCGCAGGAUAGAGAAUUCGAUUGUUUACGUUUUAAUUUCGAGAAUCGAAGGAUCAUACAUUGCGAGGUCACUUCUAACAGACACCUCGCAAAAUGGUGUCCGACAAUGCGAUUAUUGUCAGAAAUGUGAGGAAAUCGUAUGGCAGUAAUGCCAUCUUGAACGGCUUGAAUAUGAACGUGAAAAGAGGCACCAUAUAUGGCUUCCUGGGCCCUAGUGGUAGUGGCAAAACCACCCUGCUUUCCUGUAUGGUUGGCGUUCAAAAAGUGGACAGCGGCGAUAUUUGGGUACUCGGUGGCAAGCCAGGAACCAAAAAUUCCGGGAUUCCAGGACCUCGUGUUGGUUAUAUGCCACAAGAAAUUUCGUUAGUCGAUGAAUUUUCCGUAUCUGCUGCGUUUUAUUACUUUGGAAAGGUGAACGGCAUGGAAGAUCACGAGAUCGAGGAGGGCUACAUGAACCUAAAAGACAUACUUCAGCUACCACCCAGAAAUCGUCUGAUGAAGGACAUGAGCGGUGGUCAGCAAAGGAGAGUAUCCUUCGGAGUAUCCAUGCUUCACAAACCCGAAUUAUUAGUCCUCGACGAGCCCACUGUUGGUUUAGAUCCAGUUAUAAGGAACAAUCUCUGGUGUCAUUUGGAGAAUCUCGCGAAAGAUGGUAUCACUGUGAUAAUUACCACUCAUUACAUCGAGGAAACAAAACAGGCUGACAAGAUUGGAUUAAUGAGGAGUGGAAUACUGUUGGCUGAAUCAACACCGAACGAUUUACUAGAGAGAUUUGAAACCGAUUCCCUGGAAGAAGCCUUCUUGAAAUUGAGUCAAAUGCAAGAGAAUUAUAAACCGAUAAAUGCGAGUCAAGUCUCCAAUCCUUGUAUGGAAUCUAACGAAUUGACUCAUUCGAACUUCCCCAAUCAAAAUCGUCCACAAUUACGAAGCAGCAAAAUAAAGAGGUGUCAUGCUUUACUUAACAAGAAUUUACUUCAGUUCGUACGUUAUCCUGGAGGAAUAUUGUUUUCGCUUAUUUUGCCAAUAAUGCAAAUGGUUUUGGUUUUCAACUCGAUUGGCAUGUACCCCAAAGGACUGUCGAUAUUGGUCGUGAAUAAUGAGGCAGAUAACUGUAAUUAUGGAAAAUAUCAAGGCAACGUUACAUAUAACCGGGACGAGAAUACGUGCACUAUGGUCGAUAUUAGCUGUAGAUUUCAAAAUGCAAUAGAUGAUUUAAUUCCAAACAAGAUAUUCUAUGACAGUAUAGAGGAGGCAGAACAAAAUGCUUACUCUGGAAAUACCUUUGGAAUACUACAUUUCCAUAGGAACUUUUCAGACAGCAUGACAAAUAGACUAGAAAACUCAUUAGAUGUGUCUAAUGAUGUUAUUACGACCAGCAGGAUUAAUAUUUUCAUAUACAUUUUAGAUUACCCAACCUAUUUCUAUGUACAACGGGAACUGUACGACAUCUUUUUAAAACAGUAUGAGAAAAUCAUGGAGGAAUGUGGGGCUUCUCGAAAGCUGGGUAACGUGCCAAUACUGUUUGAAGAACCAAUUUACGGCUCGAAGGAACAAACUUAUUUCUCAUUUCUUAUCCCAACAUUUGUAUUAGCAAUACUAUUUAUUUUGGCAACAUCCAUGUGUGCAAGUGUAAUCGUAACUGAACGUCAUUCAGGCCUAUGGGAUAGAAACUUAGUUCAAGGUGUCACCACGUCAGAGAUCCUAAUUACUCAUAUGAUAUCGCAAGUAGUGGUAGUCCUCUUUCAAGUGACGAUAACAUUAUGUAUCUUUUUCCUAUACUAUAAUGUCGAAUGCAAAGGGUCAGUAGGAACGAUCAUUUGGUUGGCUAUAUUCGGAGGAAUUAGUGGAACAACAUAUGGCAUGACAAUAUCAGUGAUCUCCAACGAUCAUUCUUUGGCUAAUUAUAUGUCAGUGGGGACAUUUUAUCCAUUGGUACUCCUUUCUGGAUUAAUUUGGCCACUUGAAGCAAUGCCGAAGCUCCUUCGAUGGUUCAGUAUCCUCAUGCCUUUAACGUUGCCCGGGAUUGCAUUUCGAGGGAUUCUGGAAAAAGGGAUUACCUUCAAUGACCCAGAAGUGUACGAAGGAUUUCUAGUGACCAUUGGAUGGAUUUUUGGAUGCCUGGGUCUUUGCCUAGUUCUGUUAAGGUUGCAAAAAUAGAUAUGAAAUGAAGAAAAAAAAAA